AUGGAAGAAAAGUCAAUUAAAAGUGUGAAAGAAAACGGGAAGACCAAAGAUGUUGAUUAUGAUGAACUUCUAUCAUCGGCUGGAGAAUUCGGUCGAUACCAAAUAUUCCUGUUCUUCGCUACGUUUCCGUUUUACGUAUUUGGGGCUUUCUCUUAUUUCUCACAAGUCUUUUUAACGGAAACAUCUCCAAACCACUGGUGUAUGGUACCAGAACUUGAAAAUUUGACUGUUUUGGAAAGAAGAAGCCUAGCCAUACCAUUGAAUAAAGAAUCACCAUUCGGAUAUUCAAGAUGUGAGCAGUACGAUACAAAUUGGACUGAAGUUUUAUCAUCUGGAGCCACCUUAAACAGAACAUGGAACACAGUGCCUUGUAAGCAGGGUUGGGAAUUCAAUAAUACAGAAUUCGCUUACCCAACUAUAGCAAGUGAAAUGGGCUGGGUGUGCGAGAGAGACAGCUAUCAAGCAACUGCACAAUCAAUCUUUUUUGUUGGGUCAAUUGUCGGAGGUUUCCUCGUGGGGUGGAUAGCAGACCGCUUUGGAAGGAUACCAGCUGCCGUUUUCAGUAACAUGAUUGGAGCUAUUGCAGGCACAGCCACCAUAUUUGCUCAUAAUUUUACUGAAUUCUCAAUCUGCCGAUUUUUCAUGGGCAUGUCGUAUGACAACUGCAUGAUGAUGACUUAUUUACUGGUAUUGGAAUACGUGGCUCCGAAGUACAGGACAAGAAUGACCAAUUUAUCUUUCGCUCUCUUCUUUACAACAGGUAUUGUCUCGUUGCCUUGGAUAUCAUUGGCUUGUGGACAUUGGAAAACAAUAGCACUUGUAACGAGCCUGCCUAUGGCACUAUCUCUGUUAGCUCCGUUUAUUAUACCAGAAAGUCCAAGAUGGUUAUUGUCAAAGGGAAGAUUUGACGAUGCAGUGAAUAAAAUUACAAAUAUAGGACGUAUCAACGGAAAAGAAGUACCGCAAAAUCUGAUUGAUGGAUUCAAAUAUACCACACUUAAUAGCAAAAAAGUACCCGGAAAUAUAAUGGAUAUGUUAAAAAGACCUAUCUUGGCAAGAGUAUUUGUUUUUACAUGUAUAGAAUUUAUGUUUUGUAUGAUUAUUUUCGACGCUCUUGUCAGGACUAUAGGACAGCUACAGUUCGACUUUUAUGUAUCAUUUUCUGUGAUAUCUUUAACAGAAUUUCCCUCAUUAGUUCUACUAUCAUUCAUAUUAGACUAUACUGGAAGAAAGUCUAUGAUAUUUGUAGCAAUGGUUGUAUGUGCUAUAUUCAGUUUUUUGAUACCGUUUGUUGGUGGUGGAUUAGCGUCAGUGAUAUGUGCAGUAUUGGCAAGAUUUGCAGUCAAUAUGGCUUGCAAUGCGGCCAUGCAAUGGACAGCAGAAAUGUUACCAACGUCUGUUAGAGGUUCCGGUUCAUCAAUAGCACAUAUUUGUGGAUAUAUUGGUACAGUAAUAUCACCGUUUGUAGCAUACCUUGAAGUUUUUAGGCCUUGGUUGCCAAUGAUUGUUGUUGCAGCUAUUGCUAUUCUAGCAGCAUUGAUCAGUAUAACGCUUCCUGAAACUGCUAACCGAGAUAUGCCACAAACCUUUGAUGAUGCAGAAGUGUUGAUAAGAAGUCAGGGAUUCUUUGAUUUACCGUGUAAGCAGAAAGCUACAAAUGAAAAUGCUAGGGGCCAUGCGAAUGAGAGUUUUGAAUUAAAUUAG
This is a messenger RNA of Spodoptera littoralis (African cotton leafworm), 1704 nucleotides long. Lineage: Eukaryota; Metazoa; Arthropoda; Insecta; Lepidoptera; Noctuidae. The record is from the annotation of a GenBank genome assembly.